Molecule: messenger RNA, 11591 nt
Organism: Centrocercus urophasianus (Greater sage-grouse)
Lineage: Eukaryota; Metazoa; Chordata; Aves; Galliformes; Phasianidae
Gene: DGKZ
Product: diacylglycerol kinase zeta
Exons: 31
Coding region: 6382-9801 (1139 amino acids)
Biological process (GO): intracellular signal transduction; regulation of synaptic transmission, glutamatergic; lipid phosphorylation
Cellular component (GO): nucleus
Molecular function (GO): protein binding; ATP-dependent diacylglycerol kinase activity
Source: RefSeq, a predicted model, not a curated record
GAGGCUGAGGUGAGCCACAGCUGUUCCAUGGGCCGUGAGCAGGGUUGGCAGAGGGGCUCAGUGAAACCCAACUCUGUGGCGCUUAGUGGCUGCUGCUCUCCCUGCCAGCAGUGGGUUUCCAGCUGCUCAUGUUAAGGCACCGGCUAUAUCCUGCCAGCACAUGGAGGAGGCAGGCAGUAGGAAACCUGCAGUGUAGCAGAGGACAGUGGAAUGGGGAGCCAGCCUGUGCCCUGCCAGGCUGUUCCUAGCCAGCCACUUGGCCCCAGAAUAGUCUGGGGAGGGCAGGACUGACUUCUGGGCUCCUGGCAUCUCUCCUGGUGCUGGUGGCACCCUGUGCUUUUUCUGAGGGCAAUAGGAUGCCCUUCUGCUCCUCUGUUGCGGGUGUCCAGUCCCAUCUCCACAUUAUCAGUGUCUGUAGCUGACAGCCUUAGGCUCCGUUGGCUUUGCUCCAUGCUUUUGAGAGGUCUGUGCAGCUUCCCCCACUCCCAGCCUGGGAGCUGCAUUCCUGCCUGACCGUGUCCCUCACAUCGGAGCUUUUUCCCUGUGCUGGUUUCAUGCUGCUUCUCUCAGGCUGCUGUGCAGUUCCCUGCUUGAGCACCAUGCUGGGAAGCUUUCUCCCAGCUUUCCAUAUGCAGGGGGAUCUGGGAAUGGGCACCUGGGCUGUGGGACUGGCUUCCCUUUAAGCAGGGAGGCACGGAGCUGUGGGCAUCUGCUACAGGAACAGAUGGCCUAUCCAAAUUGCCAAGGCUGGCCUGAACUGCUGCUGCUUUGUUGUUCUGCAAAAGGAGCUCUGAGAGAUAAGGAACUUUUUAACAUCCCUCUCAGUCUGGGUCACGGGCAAUGCUGAUGAAACCAAAAUAAAAUCUGUGUGAAUUGCUGCUGCCCCAUCCCCUGCUCUUGCCUGACCCUUGCGCUCUGAUGUUUGCUUGCCCUCUGCUCUUUAUUAAGGAUAAUUCACCUUCCCAGGCUGUCACUGUGGCUGCUUGGCUUUCAGCAUAGAAGCCAAACAGCAGCGGCUUCUUUAAAUCAGUGCUGCCCAAUUUCUUGAUAACCAGGAGGCAGAUUAUUUAGUGCAGUGGCAAAUAAACUUCAUAAUGUUAUGAUGGUGGAAAGUUGUCAAGGGAUAUGAAUGUGCAGCUCAGCCCAGAAACCUCCAAGGAGACAGCUUUAGUUUAAAUGAAGACAAAACUCUAUCUUUCAUGGAUUUUGGGAAGGAAAUCACAUUGUUGUAAUGGGAACAUUACCCUGAGCCUUAGGGCUGGCAAACUCUUGACUUUAUGAAGUAUAAGUGGAGAGGCUGAGCUAGCCUGGCAGGUAUGCUUUAAAGAAGGCCUGCGGCACAUUGAACCUGGCAGUGGGACUGGGCAGGGCGCAGUGCUCUGAACCCCUCCCUGCACUCCCAGCCUCGAGGUACUGCUUGGGAUCUGGGACAGAGGGAGCAAGGAAGGUGUGGGUCAUGUUGGGCACCAAAUGGCAGCAAAGGGGUUGUGGGACCGGAGCCUGGAGAGAGGCAGGAUGGAGCUGCCACCAGCAGGAGGUAGGAUUAUGACCAGAACUGUAUUAAAAAAAAAAAAAAAAGCCUCAGACCCCUGUGCUCCCAUCUCCUGUUCUUCCCAGCAAGCCUGACCUUGGGAACACUUGGUUGUGCAUCUUGUGAAGGGCCUGGCAGGAGGUGGGACAGCUGGUCCCUUUUGCCUUAUUUUGGUCAAGGCACGGACAAGUGCUGGGGACUGCACUCAAAUCGCUGUGUGGGCUUGGGUGUCUCCUUCAGUACUGCUUUGCUCUCUGGAUGAGCUUCCCAUGAGAAACUGCAAAGCUGCAGCAUUUCCUUUCUCCCACUUGCCUCUGAGCCCUGCACAAAGCAGCUGCAAGCAUCCUGUUGCUGCCUCCAUCCCUCCUGCUCUGGUUGUUUGGGGAAAAGAGAUUUUGCAACAGUUUCUAAUUAAAGUCAGUGAAGAUGCUUCCAGGCAGUUCCUUUUGUCCUCUGGGGACAAACUGUCAGUGUGGAGGGACAGGGGCUGCAGUAUGACAGAUGGGUGUCAUCAUCCCUUUGACAGGCUGGAAGGAAGCAGUAAGAGUCCUUCUUUAACCUGCGUGCUCAUGGCAUCCUCAGCUCCUGGAGGAGCACCCAGAAGGACUGAAAGUGGCAAGGGGUUAUAGUUAGCAGUGGCUGCUUGUAAAGCCUGGUCCCAUCCUUGGGUGUUUGGUGUGGUCAUCUGCCAUGGGCACUGGCAGUCAGAUAGGUGCUGACCCUGUGCCUCUCUCACCAAGUCCUUGCUGCCAGUUGGGUGCUGAGCUGUGCCGUGGAAUUCUUGUCCCCUGAAAGAGGGCACGUGAGUUUUCCCUCUGGCCAUUGUCUGCAGGGAUCCCAUUACCAUUCAUUGUAUGGAACGUGUCAGACCUUGCGGGUUCUUGGAUCAGGUCCCUGCGCUGGCACUGUUGCAAGGUGGCCUGUAUGUGUGCAGCAGAAGGCUGCGAGUUUUGCUUUUGUUUGGCCUCAUUCUCUGGACGAACGAUUGUGCUGGGUCUGUGCCCUGGUGCAGCCUUCUGGUCUGUGCUGCAGAGUGUCACACGCUGUCAUGGGGGCUUUGUGGCACACAGUCUCUGAGCUGAUAUUGCCGCCUUCAGGUGAUGGCACAACUGAAGGUGUUCUUGGCUAUGGCUACUGCUGCUAAAGGCUCUUGGUUUGGAUGGAUGUGUUUUUGGUCAUCUCAGUCCUACGAGUGGUGCAGCAUUACUCACACAUCAGCUGCAGUGAUGAAUCGGAAGGUAGAAGGGCUGACAGUGCUGGGAAACAUGAGCUGUUGUCCCCACUGUGACAGCUAUCAAUGGCUCAUACAGCCCACAGGCAGUCACUGCUUCUGUCCUGCUCCUUGCUGGUGGGGGUUGUCUGCACCCCCACUUCUGAGCUGGCUGAGAGCUGGUGUGCCUGUGCCUUGACUAUUCUCAGACCUUUCUGCCUUGGAGUCCACAUUCACACAGCUCUGCCCCUUGUGAAGCUUCUGCCUCUGGAUCAUGAUGUAGUACAGAUUACAGCUGGAGUGGAAAUUUUGGGUAGAAACCAUCUAUGCAGAGUUUGGGAACUUGCUCACCUCUCUGCAACCACAGCCCUGAGGGCUGCACCAUGUCUUGACCAGCGUGUUCCCUUCCCUGUCCGGCACAGGCACUUGCUCUGCAGCAUGCAAGCUGUGGAUGGGAAGCGAAGCUGCAUGGAGCUCAGGAGAUCUUGGCAUCACACACAGGUGCCUGCUAGUAACGCCUCUUCCCAGGAGUUGAGCUGUGCAAGUCACUGUCAUUGCCAGGGAGGACAGCUUGUAAACUGAGACAGGCUCUUGUGUGCAUGAUGGCAGCUCUGGUGCCAUAGCACCCACCCAGACACCGCAGCAAGUACUGCUUCGCAGACUCAGCCAGGACAGAUUCUCGUCAUGGAGAAGGGCAAAACAUGGGCUCAUUUCCCUCCUGUAGCUCCGUGCUUGGAAAAAAUGCUUUCCAAUCAACUAACUAGAGGCUUGCUGAAAGGUCUGCUGAUGGUUUUUUCAAGUCCAAACUUUCUCUAGGCUUUGAGGCUUGUUUGGCUGGCAUCCCUCUUCUUCUGGGCACUGGCAGGAGGACACCAUGGUGAGGGGGGGGGGAACAAUGGCACAGGCAAGAGGACCGAGCAGCAUGCUGCACUGUGUCCCCCUGUCUGAGGACACUGAGGGCAUGGUCAGCACAGUACUCAGAGAUCUGCCUGAGGCUGCUGGAGCAAAACGAAGUAAUGGAGCUGAAAUCAAGAAAUAUUCAUGAUGUGGGUAGAGCUUAGAGCUUAUGCCUUGAGGGACACUGUGUAGAAAUCAAUCUGUCUGGUUUUGUUUCUGUCACCACCAGGGGAGUGAUAGCUGCUGGGUGAUCAGGGUGCCCAUGUCAGCCGAUCCAUGAGUUCUCUGUCCAGUGAAGUUACAAGAUGCAAGUUUUCCCUCUUUGAUCUCUGCUCGGCUUUCCAAGGGUGUUUAUAUCCUGCUGCCGAGGUUAGCUCUGUCCUUAGAGCACAGGGCUGCAUUUUUCUCUGAGAGCCCCGGGGGUUCCUGCAGCACCUUCCUCUUCCCCCAGCUCUUCAGGGCAGCACACACUCCAGGAUACGUUCUUGCUUUGGCAAGGUCUCAGCCCACCAGCACCAGGCAGGGAGCACAAUAGGCUGAGGAGCUCUGAGGGGUCUGGCUCAAAAAAAUCCUACCAAAAGCUCCAAGUGCAGAUCGCAAGCUGACCCCUUCCUUAUUCACAGAAUGAGAUUGAAAUGAUAGUGUUGAGCUGCAUGCAAGUAGAGUUGAUGUCCUAGUGCGUGCAGAAGUAUUAUUUCCUUUUCCUUCUACCCUGCAGAUGCCAGGCUGCAACUAGCCCCUUGAGCUAACAGCCCAGUGAUGCAGCCUGCAGAGAAGCAACAUGCUGUUCUCUGUUGUGACUCAACUACCAAAAGUCUUUUCACAGAAGCGUGGAGGUCACAGAAAUGUCGAUAGUGUUAGGCCAAGGGCUGCCAGGACACAGCUCUCCUUCAGCAGUACCUGGUGCAUGGUGCUCUGAUGGUGCACAUCAGUGCUGGGCACUCCAUGCAGUCAGUCACUCCACACUGUCAGCAGCAGCUCUCAGUGCCUGCGCUGUACUCUUUCAGAUUGGAAUUCAGUUGCAAGCAAUAGGGAUAUCUUCAUCAUCAGAUCUGAGCUGCUGCCACGUGGUACUGUUAUAAGCUGUCAGAUUACCCAGCAGUAACCUUCACUGCUGAUGUCUGGAGCGUGAGUCCAUGUGCCUUUUUCUGACAGCUCUGGAGAUAAAAAAGACCAUAAUCAACCAGUAACCAAACGUAAAUGUCAAGCCAAGGGUGUUCUGGCAGGUUUCCUCAUGAGAAUGUGGUGUGAAAAGGAAGGAAGCUGUGUUAAGAGAUCUUCCUGCCCAAUGCAGCAACUCAGCAAGCACUGCACUAGCUUUGUGCUGGUGGAAUAUCUGGGACAGAAAGAACUACCUGUUGAGCUCACUCAGGAUAUAGGUGGACAAUUCUGUCUCUCCCAGCAGCUUAGCCUGGGCAAGCUUGCCACACUCAAGCAGUUCUCUCAUGUUGUCUUUUUUCAAAUACAUUUUAUUUGUUCAUGUAGUUUUUAACACCUGUUGGUGAUGAUGCAAUUCACUGCAGUAUCCCACUGAUGUUGGGGAGAAGGGACAGGAAUGGAGUGCUGCAGUGACAGGGACAGGCUGGAAGCUGGCUGGUCAGCAAGACAUGGUUAAGUCCUCUGGAAAAGCCUCAUGGUCCUCGGUGGUGUGAUGGCUACCCUGCUAGUCACUGGGCGGGGAUGAGUGUAUAUGCAUUACUCAUGAUGGAACUUGAGAAAUCCCUCCGAGGUGAUGGUACUUUGUUUUUGCUUUCAGUUCAGCAGGGCUCUAACUCCCCUAAUGCUGCUCUCUGAAUUGCACAUUCCACUGGAGAGCAUCACUAGAUGAGAGAGACUAGAGACUUCCUUGUAUAACCAGCUGGAGGCAAAACCAAACCUGACUUUUCUGUCCUCCACCUUUGUAGCAAUUGAAGAUUCAGAAUUUGCUUCUGCCAUGCUCUUUAGAGGCUUGAAACAAACUGGUCUGGAGAAUGGGAGUUCUGGUACUAGUCAGAGUCAGCCUCUUCUGCUCUGACCUUUGCAUGCCAAGCUGAGAGCACUGAAACUGCUGCUGCAGCAGCUUCCAUCUGUGGCCUAGUGCUUUUCACGGACAGCUGCAACGCCCUGGCAACACACUCAGCUUUGAGGGAAAGGUCAAGAGACCCGUUAAAGCUCUUUCCAAAACGAGAGGGAAGUUUUGAGCAGGACAGAUAGGAUGAUUUUCCUAGUUCUCCUCUGCUCCAACUUUCUCAGCCAGGCUCCACCAAAUGUGCUUGCCCUGCUUUGACUUGCCUGAUUGUUUUCCUUCUUUAGUGCUUAGUUUCCAUUUGCCACAAAUUCUGUGGGGCUGCUGCUGCUUGUGCUGAACGGUUACGGCUGCAACACCGGGAGAGCCAGCACCAGUGGGGAAAAUAGUGGUGGGGCAGAGAGCAGGGCUGGCCUCGCCAGGGCAGGAGCUCAUCCGUGAAGCAGUCUCAUGUGUGAUUCUGAGGGUGCUUUCCUCAGGCUAAGCUGUGAAAAUAAGCAUGGACUGCCUUAAGAAGAGCUUUGCUUUGAACUAGAGAAGCCCAGACGCUCCCAGUGGGUCCCAGAGGCUGGGCCCAGCCCUACCAUACAUACCAUACAGCCCUACCAUAGCACCCAGCUCUCUCAGCUCAGCUGCUCCAACUGUGCUCUGCAAACCUGGGGCCAUCCCCAGCCCCGCAGAUCUGUGGGCAGCCUAUUUAAUUCCUGCUUUCUGUGUCAACAGCCACCGUCGGGCACAAUGGAAACAUUUUUUAAGAGGCACUUUGGGAAGAAGGGGCUGCCGGGCCCACGGCAUGCCAGCGUGGUGGCUGUGCCCACGGGCAAGGCCCGACGCCGCUCCCAGGCCGGGCUGCCCUCUGCUUCACUGACCCAGCGCCGUCGUGGCUCAGGUGCCCCACUGCCAGCUCUCUCCUGUUUGCCCCUGACCCGCCGCCGCGGCCCCCGCCGCCGCUCCAGCACCACCCCACCGUGCCUCAGUCCCCGCUUCGCCGUGCAGCAGCGGCGCGGGGGCUGCCCUCCAGCCAUCGAUGCCACGCUGCUGGGGCCCUCUGUGCUGCUGGCCGGCCUCCUCCCCGCUGGGCGAGAGGGUGCCGGGGAUGCCUCCAGCUCCUGGCCUGCAGAAGAUGGCGACGGCAGGGUGGAUCGGGGCAGAUGGUGGGCCGAAGAGAGCUGGCUGGGCAUGCUGCCGCGGCUGCGGCCGCUGCAGGCCAGGCUGCUGACACGGGGCCCUCGAUGCUUGCGCCGCGCCUCCUCCCACCGCCUGCCCACCGACAGUGGCUGCAGCCGGGCUCCCCACGGCCUGCCGGGCCGCUACCGUCGCCUCAGCCAGCGCCGCCGCUCCAGCGAUGUCCUCUGGCCUGGGCUGCUGGCCACCACUCGCACGAGGUGGCUGGCCCAGCAGUGCGCAGGGGCUGCCUUCCCUGAGUGCUUGGAACCAGAACCAGCCUGCUGCCCCGACGGCUGGAGCCCCAGGCUGCUGAAAGCUAUUGCCAAGUCCAGCCUCCAGCACAUGGUAGCCCAGCCAAACCCCAUGCUAGCCCUGAGGAGCGAGUCAGAGAGGCAGAUACGCAGCACUGUGGACUGGAGCGAGACUGCAGUCUAUGGGGAGCACAUCUGGUUUGAGACCAAUGUCUCUGGGGAUUUCUGCUACGUUGGGGAGCAGAACUGCAUGGCCAAGCUGCUGCAAAAACCUCUCUCCAGGCGUAAGUGUGCAGCAUGCAAGAUCAUAGUGCAUACACCCUGCAUAGAACAGCUGGAGAAAAUAAAUUUCCGCUGCAAACCUUCCUUCAGGGAGUCGGGAUCACGGAACGUACGGGAGCCCAUAGUUGUCCGGCAUCACUGGGUGCAUCGGAGGCGACAGGAAGGGAAAUGCCGGCAGUGUGGCAAGGGUUUCCAGCAGAAGUUUGCCUUCCACAGUAAGGAGAUUGUAGCCAUCAGCUGUUCUUGGUGCAAGCAAGCGUAUCACAGCAAAGUGUCAUGUUUCAUGCUGCAACACAUCGAAGAGCCCUGCUCACUAGGAGCUCACGCUGCUGUUGUUGUUCCUCCCACCUGGAUUUUGCGGGUCCGACGGCCCCAGAAUCCAAUGAAAUCCAGUAAGAAAAAGAAGAGGACAUCAUUCAAGCGAAAAUCCAGCAAAAAGGGUGCUGAGGAAGGGAGGUGGAAACCUUUUGUCAUCAAGCCUAUGCCAGCUCCUCUCAUGAAGCCCUUGCUGGUGUUUGUGAACCCCAAGAGUGGUGGGAAUCAGGGAGCCAAGAUCAUCCAGUCCUUCAUGUGGUAUCUCAACCCACGGCAAGUUUUCGACCUCAGCCAGGGCGGUCCCAAGGAGGCGCUGGAGUUGUACCGCAAGGUCCACAACCUACGGAUCCUGGCAUGUGGGGGAGAUGGCACGGUGGGUUGGAUACUCUCCAUUCUGGACCAGCUGCGCCUCAAUCCACCUCCUCCUGUGGCCAUCCUUCCGCUGGGGACAGGCAAUGACUUGGCCAGGACACUGAACUGGGGUGGGGGUUACACAGAUGAGCCUCUGUCCAAGAUCUUGUCACAUGUGGAAGAUGGGAACAUUGUGCAGCUUGAUCGCUGGAACCUCCGUGUGGAAGCAAACCCUGAAGCAAACCCUGAGGAAAAGGAUGAGACAGCUGCUGACAAGCUUCCUUUGGAUGUCUUUAAUAACUACUUUAGCCUUGGUUUUGAUGCGCGGGUGACGCUGGAAUUUCAUGAAUCCCGAGAGGCCAAUCCAGAGAAGUUCAAUAGUCGGUUUCGGAAUAAAAUGUUCUAUGCUGGGACGGCUUUCUCCGACUUCCUCACAGGGAGCUCCAAAGAUUUAGCGAAGCACGUCAAGUUGGUUUGUGAUGGGGUGGACCUGACCCACAAGAUCCAGGACCUGAAGCCCCAGUGUUUGGUCUUCCUGAACAUCCCCAGAUACUGUGCAGGCACGAUGCCCUGGGGCAACCCUGGAGAGCACCAUGACUUCGAGCCGCAGCGCCAUGAUGAUGGCUGCAUUGAAGUCAUUGGCUUCACUAUGACUUCCCUGGCUGCAUUGCAGGUGGGUGGCCACGGGGAGAGGCUGUGUCAGUGCCGGCAGGUAGUUCUCACCACGUCGAAGGCCAUCCCCAUGCAGGUAGAUGGGGAGCCCUGCAAGCUGGCAGCUUCCUGCAUCCACAUCUCCCUGCGCAACCAAGCCAACAUGGUGCAGAAGACCAAGCGGCGCAACUCCAUGCCUCUGCUCAACGACCAGCAGCCAGUGCCUGAGCGGCUGCGAAUCCGAGUGAGCCGAAUCAGCAUGCGCGACUACGAGGCACUGCACUAUGACAAGGAAAAGCUGAAGGAAGCCUCUGUGCCGCUGGGGAUCAUCGUGGUUCCAGGGGACAGUGACCUGGAGUUGUGCCGGACCCAAAUUGAGAGGCUGCAGGAGGAAGGAGAUGGAGCCAAACCGAAGACACUGUCAUCCCAGAAACUGUCACCAAAAUGGUGCUUCCUGGACUCAACCACAGCAGAUCGAUUCUACAGGAUAGAUCGCGCUCAGGAGCACCUCAACUAUGUGACAGAGAUCUCUCAAGAUGAGCUCUAUGUGCUGGAUCCAGAGCUGGUGAUCACCCAGACCGUAGGCACAUCUCCUGCCAUGCCUGAUCUUGUCGACUCAUCUGCCACACCUCCUGGGCACCAUUUUGCUUUCCCUUCCUCUUCCUCCUCUCCACCCUGCUCUCCUGCCCCCAGUGCUGAUGCUGAGCUCUGCCUCCUGCACAAAGAUGACCUGAUAGAAGCUGCCAAGAGCGGUAACUUCAGCAAGUUCCAAGAGCUGCACCGGGCUGGAAGAGACCUGAUGGUGCGAGACUCCUCUGGCCGAACUGUCCUCCAUCACGCCGUCAUAUCAGGGAGCAAGGACAUCGUCAAAUACAUAAUUGAGAAUGCCCCUUCAGAAAUCCUCGAUGCCACAGAGGAGGAGAACGGUGAAACCAGCUUGCACCAGGCUGCAGCUCUACGCCACCGCACUAUCUGCCACUACAUUGUGGAGGCCGGAGCGUCACUCAUGAAGACUGACCUGCAGGGAGACACCCCUAAGCACAGGGCUGAGAAAGCCAAUGACCCCGACCUGGCUGCCUACCUCGAGAAUCGACAGCACUACCAGAUGAUCCAGCGGGAGGACCAGGAGACAGCUGUGUAGCGCUCAGCGUGCCUUAGCCCAACCAGCUUGGGCAGGACGAGCAGAGGGCGGCACCUGGCAGAGCUGUGAGUCUGGCCCAGCCCUCCUUAUGUGUCAGCCCAGUCGCUGGAGGAGAUGGAGACAGCAGGGCUGUGCCCCAGGUUGGGCUGAGACGCUGUUUAUGAGGACAGUGGGUAUUUGGGACUUGAAGCCCUGCUCUUUGUGUGUCCCCCUUUGCCUCUCAUCAACCAUGUUCCCCGCUCCAGAUGGGCUCCAUCCCAGAGCCCCACUGGGGCAGGCAGGGAUGUAGCAAUCUGUCACCCUCACACAGGGGAGCAGUGGUAGUGCCCCCAGCAGGUUCUUACCUAUGACCUGUGCAGGACACCAUUGCUCACCCCUCUGCCUGCUAGUGGUAACGCUCCAUUAGGCACUUCACCUUGUCCAGAAGAAGCACCAUGAUGUACUGCCUCCAAGUCCUGUUCUCUCUUGUUGGCCUGGGACUGUCCUUGGGCUCUGUGGCAGGAGAAAAGUUCCCUGUGUUAGAGAAUGUGUACCCACCCCUUCCUCAGAGCAUCUGGGACUGGCACAGCUGGAUGCGGGGCAGUUGCUUUCAGUGCUGGGCCUGUGCUGCUCUCAGGGAUCUCCCCGUGCUCCCAAACUAUGCGACCGCUGCAUAUGGCUUCUGCCAUCCCCACAAAUCAGACUCAGGGUCCUGCAGGGAAUCCUUGGAGGUCCCCCAGCCCAGGCACAAGCUCCCUGGGCAGGCUGCCAGCAGGCUGCCAGCACACCUCCACAGGUUUUAGCAGAAAGAGGGAUUUGGAUGCAUAGGAAGCAUCAGGAUCCCCAGCCCCGAGUCAUGCAUGUGACAGGAUGGCAUUUGGGGCACCAUCUGCCACGGGACACGAGGCACCGUCUGCCCUGCAGAGGCCGUGAGUGCUGAGGUAGCACAGCAGCCCUCAUGCAUGCACUUUUUGCAGAGCAGCAGUCCCUGGCUGCAGGGUGCCGGCAGAGGGGGAGGGCAGACGACUGUUGGCAUUGGUGCAUUCAAGCGGGAGGUGUGUGCAAAGCGGGUCUGGGUUGCAGCGUACAGGUGGGGUCCCAGGAGAAGAGGCCGGGGCAUCCCCAGUGUGCACUUGCACCUGACUGUGGCUGUGCUGGGUGACACUGCUCACAUCCCCACAAAUACUGAAGAAAAAAACAUAUCAUGACACCACAGAGAACCACAAUGCUGAUCAGGCUUUAGGUUGGGGCAGAGUUACCUUUGAGGCUAUGGGGCAGCCGGACCAGAGCAGCACGAGGCUGGUGCUGGGGUUCACUGAUUAAUAUCAUCGCUGUUCCGAUGGCGAUGCUCCAGCAGCACCAGGAGUUCCCAUCAGCGCUGCUCACUCGUGGACAAACGCUGUCAUGUUCCCAAAGGUGCAGACUGCUGCCCCAGCUAGGGUCCAGCUCCCCCUUCUCCCCAGUUUGUACAUCCCCGUUUUUGUACAGGUAGUUCAGAGACACACUGUCCCCCUCCCCGCCAGGCCCCACACGUGAGCUGAGUUGCUGUGCAAUUCUGAGCCUGGCUGCUGUGUAGGCAGAGGCGGAGGGGUGUUGGUAGCCCUGCCCGCAUGGGGCAGGGGUUCUGUGCAAUACCCAGUUCGGUGUUCCCAGACGCUGUGGUAGGACUGUAUUUUUGUAACUCUGUGAGUGCCCGCUCUAGCAGGCCCGGGGCCUGGCGUGAGCCCGCGCUCCCAUCGCUUUUUGACUUUUGACUGUUUGGAUGUUGUUGUUUCUUGCUAUUGAAAUAAAAAAAAAAGUGGAUGUUUUAA